AAACUCUUCGACAAGAAAUACCACCACCAUGAAAGUCGCUUCUCUCCUUCCCUUCGUCGCCCUCAUCGCCUCCAUUGCAGUCGCCGCCCAUGGGGACUACAAUGAAUUUGAAGCUCGUGAAUUCGUGGAUGCCCUCAACGCCCGUGAGGCGGUGGAGGAGUUUCACGCCCGCUCUGUCCUCAUCGAAGACCUCACGACGCGUGAGCUGGUCGACGAAUUGAAUGAGAGGCUUGCGCGUCGUGGAAAUCUCAUCAGCAAACCCAAAACUUAUCAAUGCCCUUACUGCGGGUCGAAGUAUCCAACAGCCGCUCAGGCAAAGGACUGCAGCAAGUUUUGCAAAGCGAAGUAAAGGGCUAUGGCUAGCAAUGACUUCAGGUGUUUAUCGAUAGUUUAUCUGCGAUGUAACUUCACGAGAUAAUUUAUUUUUCCAAACCUCUUC
Molecule: messenger RNA, 439 nt
Organism: Laccaria bicolor S238N-H82
Lineage: Eukaryota; Fungi; Basidiomycota; Agaricomycetes; Agaricales; Hydnangiaceae
Gene: MISSP11.8
Product: ectomycorrhizas-regulated small secreted protein
Exons: 3
Coding region: 29-349 (106 amino acids)
Source: RefSeq, a predicted model, not a curated record